Messenger RNA from Carassius gibelio (silver crucian carp), 7431 nucleotides. Its product is annotated as one cut domain family member 2. Gene Ontology annotation, cellular component: nucleus. The record is from RefSeq and is a predicted model, not a curated record. The transcript has 3 exons. Lineage: Eukaryota; Metazoa; Chordata; Actinopteri; Cypriniformes; Cyprinidae. The coding region runs from base 477 to 1826 and encodes 449 amino acids. Gene Ontology annotation, biological process: regulation of transcription by RNA polymerase II. Gene Ontology annotation, molecular function: DNA-binding transcription factor activity, RNA polymerase II-specific; RNA polymerase II cis-regulatory region sequence-specific DNA binding.
UAUUCUGAGAGGUCAAAUGUCACGGGUCACCUGAUCUCCUGUGACCUUUCUCUCAGCUCAAAUCCACGUCUUUAAAGUCCAGCAGAAAUCUAUAGGAUGAGCAUCUGACGCGAGAUUCCAGAUGCAGAGUUGGCGAGACCGAGUGGAAGCGUCAGGGAUUGGCCACUGGCGCGCGCGCGAGGAACGCGAUUGGACCGCCAGCGCGUCAAUCAACGCGAAAUCUCCGCCCCUUUUCAGCAGGGUCGGGUGCGCGCGGAGCACCUCCAGCUGCCCAAACAGAAGACGCAGGAGGAGUAGAGGGCUCGGACAUGGGGAGAAAUCAGCACUGGCCCGUCUGAUAGAGAUCAGUGUUUUUAUUCAUUCUAAAGGAGGCGGGAAAAAACCCGAGAGGCCUUAGGAGAGAGAAAAAUAAGUAAAAACAAAUACGGAGAGAAACCCAUCCCUGGCACAAAGCUGGACGUAAAUCAAUGGACUGAAUGAAGACUGCCUAUAACGCCUAUCGAUGCCUGGCCAAGGAUUUGGAUGUGUACGCCAUGAACCCGGAGAUGACAAUGGACAUUGGCAGCUUAAGCCAUGAGCAGGACUUGAUGAGCGGCCACAGCCCCCAUCACAACCGCAAUCCGGGGGCUUCCUUGCGGAUACACCAGGAUCUGACCGUGGCGCCGUCGCGCUCCGCGAUGGUCUCCAGUAUGGCUUCGAUUCUGGACGGCGUCGGCGGCGGCGGAGGAGAGUACCGUCCCGAGCUGUCCCUGCCGCUCCAUCACGCCAUGAGCAUGCCCUGCGACACCUCCCCAUCCGGGAUGAGCGGCACCUACACCACGCUGACCCCUCUACAGCCGCUGCCGCCGAUUUCCACCGUGUCCGACAAAUUCCACCACCAUCAUCACCAUCACCAGCGUCUCUCCGGGAACGUGAGCGGCAGCUUCACCCUCAUGCGGGACGAGAGGACUCUACCAGCCAUGAACAACCUCUACAGCCCCUACCACAAAGACAUGAGCGGGAUGGGACAGAGCUUGUCCCCUCUGGGCAGCGGCUUGGGCUCCAUCCACAACACGCAGCAGACGCUCCACAACUACAGCCACGAAAAGAUGCUGAGCUCCAACUUCGACGCGCACACAGCCAUGCUGACCAGAGGGGACCAGCACCUCUCCAGAGGCCUCGGUGGCCCCGCAGCGGGCAUGAUGCCGCACCUCAACGGGAUGCACGGGCAUCCGGGUCACCCUCAGUCCCACGGGCCCGUGUUGGCUUCCAACCGGGACAGAUCGCUCUCCUCCUCCUCCUCCACCGGGGCGCCGGGCUCCGGCUCCGGGCAGCUGGAAGAGAUCAACACCAGGGAAGUGGCGCAGCGCAUCACGGCCGAGCUCAAGCGCUACAGCAUCCCGCAGGCCAUCUUCGCGCAGCGGGUGUUGUGCCGCUCGCAGGGCACGCUCUCCGACCUCCUGCGGAACCCCAAACCCUGGAGUAAACUCAAGUCCGGGCGCGAGACGUUUCGCCGCAUGUGGAAGUGGUUACAGGAGCCCGAGUUCCAGAGGAUGUCGGCCCUUCGGCUUGCAGCGUGCAAAAGAAAAGAGCAAGACCCAAGCAAAGACAGGAGCAGUACACCAAAGAAGUCGCGGCUGGUUUUCACAGACCUGCAGCGGCGAACACUUCUGGCCAUCUUUAAGGAGAACAAGCGUCCGUCCAAAGAGAUACAGCUGACCAUCUCGCAGCAGCUGGGUCUGGAACUGACCACUGUCAGCAACUUCUUCAUGAACGCCCGCAGACGCAGCCUGGACAAAUGGCUGGACGAGGGGAGUCCGACCUCCAGCACUUGUACCGAAGCGUGAUCCCCGAGAGGAGAGAAUCACGAGAGAAGGGCAACGAGACGAGAGAAGCUGCUUACCGGCUCGAGUCGUCCAGACAUCAGGAAAAACACUGCUUUCUCUGCUCCAGUCCAAGCAACUGACACCAAUGAAUGAUUAAAACCAAUCAAAAACAUGCUUAACUUUACAUUUGGCUUUGAACUGAAGAGAAACCCAAAGCAUCUGCAUUUCACAUCUACAUACACUCGAUAUUAGCUUUGAAUUUCAUUUCCUGAAGUGUGUGUGUGUGUGGAGAUAGUUUAAGUUAUAAGAAUGAAUCUCACAAAAACAAGUCCAGGUCACAUUUAUUGCAAUAUUUAAUAUUCUGCUAAUAGAAUAUUUUUUGUCUUGUUUUUGAGUACAAAUAAUAUACAUUUGCUUGAGAAACAAAAAAAAAAACAACAAAAAACAGUUAAGAUAUUUUCUGAAAAAUCAAUCAAAAUGAAGUGAGUUUUGCUUAAAACAAGAAAAAGGAAAAAAAGCCAACGGUGGCAGAAAAAUAAACUUAAUUCAAAGAAGGAAAAAUUGCAUAUAUAUAUAUAUAUAUAAAAUAUAGAAAUAUAUUAUAUUAAUAUAUAAUUAUUAUAUAUUAUUCUACACAAAAAUCGCUUGAUUUUGAUAAAUUCUUCAAAAAACAAGACUUAAUAUCUCAAUUAAUUUUGCUUUUCAAACGUAUCCUCAUUUAAAAAAAAAUUUAUAUUUCUGAAAAACAAACAAACCAAAAAAAAAUAAAAAGAUGAGGAAGAAAAUUAAUUUUUGCAUUCAGGCUUUUUAAAUAAUAAUAGUAAUAAUAAUAAUUCCCAGAAAACCCCAUUGUCGAUUAUUGCCCCUAAUGUUGUUACUGUAAUAUAGUAAUUUUCAUUAUAGUAAAUUUAAAUUAAAUUAAAUUAAAUUAAAUUAAAUUAAAUUAAAUUAAAUUAAAUUAAAAUAGUAAUUAUAUAAAAAUAGUAAAUAGUAAUUAUAUAAUUAUUUUUUGUUUGCAUUAUGAUAAUGAAAAUGACACAUGUUCUUCUUCGUGAGAUUCAUCCAUAACACGUAAAUAACGGCACAGGUUUAAGUUGGCAUUUCGUAGCAGGGUUUUUCCAGCAAACUGAUGUGCGACCGAACAGAAGCACAAAGCACAACACACAUGCAGGACACAUUAGCUGGGUUUGUGAGCACAAUCCUGAAGCACAUUCAAUUUGCAAAAGAACAGGGGCUGGACCACAGCGAUUGUUCUUCAAUGGUUCAGAAACAACUCAGGAUGAUGUGACCGAAGAACAUGCAUCUCACGAGCAUCUCAACACUGUAAUUACAAUCUCACGACUGUAAUUAUAUUAUGCAUUGAAAAACCAAUCACAAGUGAACUGGCAAUGGUGAUCAGGGCCUUUACAAAGAGUUUAAGAGGAAAAUCUCCACACCAAUGUCUGCCAGUUUAGUUUUCCCAAAGUGUGCAUGCCUCCUCGUAGUUUUAGCUCCACACUCUCGCUCUUUUAUUCACUCAUCUCUUGUCUGCAUUUAUUACCGAUGGACAGAGCCGGUAAGCAGUUCUCUCCCGGGCUACUCUUGGAUCACUCAAAACGGACACUGAAGACUUUUUGUAUUUAUUUGACAAAUCGACACCAAAGAAACUUUUUCUGCACCUAACACGAACACUGUUCAAAGGAAAAAGUGACGACGACAAAGUGGAACGCCAAGCCGUCGUCUUUCUUGGAUUGGGAUCGGUGGAGACAUUGGAAGCAGAAUGGGAUCGGAAGGGGAAUGGAGAAUGAUGCGUCUCUCAAAAACACAAGUCGAAGAUUGUCUUUCAUGUGUGCCUAUGCAGUUUUUUUCAACCAGAAUGGAAAGAACAGCAAAAACCUCAUCAGCUACAAUACCAAAGAUUUUAAGAGUUACUCCCUCCACAGUUCCCUUCAGUUUCCCGAGGAAGGGCUCGCAGCGGUGCUUCUCUCCAUCACGGGACGAAUAGGGGUCAGCGUUUGGUUUUUUAAUCCAUUUUGCAGCUAAAACUAAAGGUGUAACUCAGCCUGAUGGGCAUACCAAAGAUAAACGCCUUUAAGCACAUGCAACCUCACUCUUUCCCAUUUUCCCAAGCUGGACCACUCAUCAUCUUGUAGUUUUGAGCUCAUAUCCCAUCGUAGUCCACCGACAACCCACUUCCACCAAUUCAAACAUCAUCCAUCCAUCAUUUCCCAACAUAUGCACGCUUGUUUCCAAGCAUUGACCUCCGAGUCCUGUGUUUGAGAGAGCUGUUGAAGCACCGCUGCGGCCGGUUCCAUCAUCUAAAAAGCCAAUAAUCUGCCAAAAACACUAAUGUAAUCUCAUCUGUAAAGAGGAAACUGCAGACUGAAGGUCAUAUAGCUUUAUCUUUAAGGUUUCUCUCUUUAAAAGCUUCUAGUCCAAAGAUUCUCCAACGCCUCUUGGUUGGAGCUCCAUCCGCUCUUCACAACAGUCAGGUUUUUAGCAACACGAGCCAAAGAGCUUUCCUUUGAUUGUCUAAGUACUUAUAUUUUGCCAAUGCCUCUUCAAUGUCUAACCCAGGUUUUGCAAUAUGUGAUUUAUUUAUGUAAUUUAUAUUUGUAAUGAUUGAACUUAAUUUAAAUGGCCUUUUAUCCUGAACAGCUUGCCAAAGUCUACAUUUACUUUGUUUGCAUCAGACGUAUUUAUUAUGACUGGUAUGCAUAGGUUAUUGUUUUUUUCCCCUGAAUUCUUUAAUUUUAUUAGAUUAGACUUGAUUGAUUAUUUAAGACUGCUAUUGCAUCAAAGAUGAAGUGCUUCUCUUAAUUUAUUUGUUAGCUUUAAUUUAAAAAGUAAAAAAACAAUCUUUCUGACUGGCCGUUUGUGAGCAAUUACACAGUUCUGUUGAAGGACGAUUCAGAUGCAGGACUCACCAAAGAUAAAUCCCACGGAUGCUGAGAAGACGUUCAUUCAUUGCUUCACUCGUAGAAGGACGUAGAGGAAUCCCUUAAAAACUAGAAAAAGCUGCUUCCAAGACGGACUUGUGUGUGUGUGUGUGUAUAAAAGUCUUUCUAUCUCUAUAGUGAGAACCACAGAGGCUACCUCACUGAGUUUUCCAUUUGUAAUUUUAACCGUGUUGAUGAAACCAAAGAUACCAAAGAUUUCUUUUUCUCGAGUACGGUCUGCGCUUGACGCCAUGCUUUGGAUAUUUUGAUAACACCACUCUCUCUUUUUCCUCUUCUUCCUCUUUCAGACACGAGCUCCUCCUCUCUUUGGAAAAAUAAGUGCAAUGGAGCGGAUGAGACUCGUGUCGAGCUGUAGAUUUUAGUGCUGUGCAUUUCUUAUGGUCUCUUACCGGUCAGAUUCUAAAAGACCUUGAUGCAAAAAGAGAAACAUCAACAGAAACAUCAACAUUAUCUUUAAUAAAACGCACAUUGAAAUGCAUGGAAAUAUUCACCUUAUUGAUGGCUUGUUCCAGUCAAAUUUAAACUGCAAAAGUGGCAUUAAUAAAUGCAUUUAUACAGCAAUUGCAACUCUAUACUGUAAUACUGGGGGGGAUUAAGGUGAAUCAGAACAUGCAUAAUUUCGUCUGGCUUUUAUGCAUCAUUGCAUCUUUACACUAAAUUUUAAGCAGGUUUAGAACAGGCUUAACUCUGCAGGAUGAUUCACGCACCAAGCUCAAAUUUACACUGCAAAGGUGGCACAGAAGCGCCUCUGAAGUGGCAUUGAAGUGUCUUUACCCAAUGCUGCUCAGAGGCGGCAUAAAUGCUUUUGCACAGAAAUUACAGCUCUAUACUGUAAUACUAGGGGCUAAAGUGGCUCAGGCAUAAUUUAGUCUGGCAUUUAUGCAGCAUUGCAUCUUUACACUAAAUUUUAAGCAGGCUUAGAGCAGGCUUAACUCAAAAUGCUGAACGAUGCACACACUUUGCUUUAAUAUCUAUGCCACAUACUUUGAUCCCGCAUAAAUGCAUUUUUGUCAUAUGCAUUUAAUAGGAAUUUCCAACUCCCUAAACUUAAGGCAUCUUUGCACAUCAAGGUUAAGGCUGCUUUAUGCAAGCUCAGUAAUUCAGCAAUGCUGCAUUAAAGCCAGACUAAAUGAAGCCACAUCAGCCCCUAGUAUUGCCAGUUCUAAGUAGUAUUAAACAGUCGAUGUAAAGACACUUAAAAGCCACUUCAGAAGCGCUUUACAGCGGAAAUGUAACAUUAAAGAAAAACAACUUUCACUCCAAAUUUGCUUGUAACAGCGUUGGUGUUUCUGUGCACGACGAACUCUAAAACCAAAGAGCAAAUCGAAUCAUCUCAUAACAGACCGAAGGGUCUACUCCAUCCCAAGUAAUGUCCCUCAACCCCGACAAAGACGUAGAGACCGCUUUUACUGCAAAGUGUGAGAUAUUGUUGGAUGAGUGCCUUGCUUAAACCAAAGCGAAGUUUGACCUCUGUUUCUUUUUCUGUGAGUACCUCAGCGACAGGAAAAUCCUGCGAGACGCAGUUUUUAUGGUGCUUUGCAAUGCAAUACUGCAAAGAACAAAGGCUUUCUAAACUUUCCCUUUUCCUUCUUUUGAAUGGUUGCAAAGCUUUAAAUAAGAAAAAAAGAAACUUCAUGUCGAGGGCGCAGACCGUGCUUUUCUUACCAAAUUUUUCUCGGAUAUACCUCAUAGAAGAUAGUGUUAGGGUAUUGUUAUUAUAGCAUAUGUAUUAAAUUAUUCGCUCACUCUUAUUUUUUAGUAACUGUGACUUGACAAACCAAGAAAAAGAGCUUUAUGCAUCUUAAGUUGUGAUCUUUUUGUAAUAGCUGAGGUUCGCUUAUAUACCAAAAAAAAAGAAAAUGCUUGUCUUUUUGUCUCUUGUUAAUGUGACAGCGCUCACAAAUGUAUUGUGGUGCAAGUUUUAAAGUUUUUUCUUUUCCAUUUUUGUGAAGGGUGGCUCAUAUUCUCAACAAAGAUAUUAUUUUUGGAUCAGGAAUGGUUGGUUGCUAGAAUGAGCCUCGAGUUUACAUUUUCCAAUGGAUUGUACCACUUCAAUUUCAUUUUACAUCAUGCAUUUACUCCUUUUAUUCUUCACGUGAAAAUGUAGCAUUGUAGCCAUCAUUCAAUGCCAUAGCCUUGAUUUAUGCACGAGUAUCAUUACGGUUCUAGCUAGCGUGCAAUGCAUUGUCAAUAGCUUUUGAGUUUGGAUCUCCCAUUCUCACAAACAGCUGUGUUGAACACCACUCAAAUUUCACUCCCAAAUUGGACUUUUAUUGAAUCAUUCUGCUCUAGAUGCAUCUGCAACACCAAUCCUGUCCAAUAAUACAACAACUAAACAUGGAAAGUCCUCUGAUAGAGUUGAAAUGUACCAGACAAUCUACUGCUAAUGUGAAAACACUUUGAGAACUGAGUUAAACGCAUCUAUUAUGGAGUGUAUUCCCAAGAUCUGCUUUUUUUUAUUCAAACUGAAAAUGGAUUGGAAAUGGAUUAUUUUCUUUUUCGGUUUCAUCGUUUUGUUCAUUUGUUGGUUUUUAAAUCAUGUUCAUGUAAAAAUGGAUUGAUGGAAAUCAAGAAGGAAAAUUUAUAAAAUUUUUGUUUUGCAUUCAUGAUCAAAGUCUUUGAAACAUUCAAAGUUCAUGUUCUUCCACAAAAUGUUUGACCAUAAAUAAAGAGAACAAGUGAUUUUA